AUGCCAACCACCCAACUGACCAUCGUUGUCUCUCAACCACGAGUACUGGCAGGAGAAAUUCUUAACGUACGGGUAUUGUUGGAUUCUGCCGAUCCAGACACGGUCAUUCACAGCUUAAUCGCAGAAGUGAAAGGAGUGGGUCGAACUGGUUGGUUAUACUUCCAUAGUCAGCUGGCACUGUGCCCACCAGGAACGCCAAUUCCUUGUGGUAAACACCAGUUCCCUCUACAGGUGCUUAUACCAGAAAAUGCUCCAAGUAGUUACGAAAGCCAAUUCGGUUCCAUUCGGUACCAGGUGAAAGUGAUCCUGACAGCUAAUACUGAACAGGCAUCCUGCUCCGAAGUAUUCCCAAUAGUUGUAUUGGCUCGUUCAUUUUUUGAUCAAGUGCCUGUAAAUGUAUUAUCGCCAAUCGAUUUCAAAGAUGAGGUACACAUAGCAUGA
Messenger RNA from Cooperia oncophora, 441 nucleotides. The record is from the annotation of a GenBank genome assembly. Lineage: Eukaryota; Metazoa; Nematoda; Chromadorea; Rhabditida; Trichostrongylidae.